UUCCUUUAUCUGAUGUUCUUGUUGAGAUUAACUAAAUGAGCCAAUUAUCAUUUUCUUCUUAAAUGAACAAGCGAAACAGCAUCUAUUGAAAUGAACUGAGAACAUCUUUGACUCCAGAUCCCGUUCCAUGCCAGAUUUUAUUAAAUAUGUUAUGUCUUCUUGCAUCCCAUUCUUCGUCUGGUUCUCUAUAAUACAAACUAUAACCCAGGACUGUGCAUCUCUCCCUACAAAUUAGCAUCACAUUACUACCCUGGAUGGAGAAACGCAGCCUUUGUGACCUAUGACUGGCUGUGAAUGACAAAUCAAAAGUCAGCAUUUUAGAAAUCAGCUGGGUUUUUAUUUUUUUCCCCCAACUGAACUGCAGCAAGGAGAGGAAAGGGAGCAUGAAAAAGUCAGAAAAUAAAGCUGGUGGACAGCAACGGUGACUUCUGCAGCAGCCGGGAGCGAACCGGUGGCGGCGGAGGCGGCGGCGGCAACCUCGGCAAACAAGGGGUGAUCCCCGCGGUGGUAGCAGCAGCCAGGAGCCCAGCGCGACAGCAUCAGCAUCAGCCGCUCGACUGCAGCACCAUGGACAGCUCAGGUGCCUCAUCUCCUGACAUGGAGUCUAGCUAUGGGGGAGGACUAUUGGACAUGAUGAAAGGUGGUGCAGGGAGACUCUUCAGCAACUUAAAGGAUAACUUGAAAGACACUCUAAAAGAUACUUCUACUAAAGUGAUGCAAUCUGUUGCAAGCUAUGCCAAGGGAGAACUAGAUAUUUCUUAUAUUACCUCAAGAAUUAUUGUGAUGUCAUUUCCGGGUGAAGGAGUCGAACUGGGAUUUAGGAAUCAUAUUGACGAUGUGCGGACAUUUCUUGAUUCAAGGCAUCCUGAUCAUUACACAGUUUUCAACUUGUCACCAAAGUCUUAUCGUACUGCACGGUUUCAUAAUAGGGUAUCUGAAUGUAGUUGGCCAAUUAGACAAGCACCAAAUCUCCACAAUCUCUAUGCUGUUUGUAAGAAUAUGCAUAACUGGUUGCAGCAGAAUCCAAAAAAUGUUUGUGUCAUUCACUGUAUGGAUGGUCGUGUGGCGUCAGCAGUCUUGGUCAGUGCAAUGUUCUGUUUCUGUCAUCUCUUCUCUAAUCCAGCUUCUGCUGUUCAAUUGCUAAAUUCAAAGAGACCUGGGGUAGUACUCUGGCCAUCCCACAGAAGAUAUUUAGGAUAUAUUUGUGAACUAAUAGCAGACAAACCUGUCCAGCCCCACUGCAAGCCUAUAACCAUCAAAUCAGUCCUUCUUAGCCCAGUGCCCUGUUUCAACAAGCAGAGAAAUGGCUGCCGGCCUUUCUGUGACAUCCUUAUUGGAGAAACUAGAAUAUUUACAACAUCACUGGAAUAUGAAAGAAUGAAGGAAUUCCGUGUUCAAGAAGGAAAAGUUGUUAUUCCACUAGGAGUCACUGUCCAUGAUGAUGUAGUUGUUUCUGUCUACCAUAUGCGAUCCACCAUUGGGGGACGGCUUCAAGCUAAAAUGACAAAUACACAAAUGUUCCAGAUUCAGUUUCACACUGGAUUCGUACCUCUGGGAUCAACAACAUUAAAAUUUACUAAGCCUGAGCUGGAUGCAUGUGAUUCACCAGAAAAAUAUCCCCAACUCUUCCAUAUCAUUGUGGAAAUUGAAGUAGAUUCUACUGAUAGGCAGACUGACUUAACUCCUCCAUGGGAGAAUUUCACCACAAAAGACAUCAACCCAAGCAUUCUUUUCUCAUCGCAUCAGGAGCAUCAAGACACCCUUGCUCUGGCAGGCAGAAGUUCUGUAGAUGCAGUGCAAGAUAACCUAAAGAAUGUUGGCCAGGGUGCAUUCUUGUCAUCUCUCAGCUGGCAAGAUCAAAAGGCAGAAAGAACCAGUUCUCAUCCCAGCUCUGAGGACAGGGCAGCACUGGUCCAUGAAGAAAGCGAGCAAUCUGAUGAUGAACUCUUAUCCCUCUCCAGUCAGCACAGUGGCACUAGCACUGACAAAAUUCACGGCACUUCAAAGCACAGCAAAAAGCAGCAAGAGCAGCCAGGGCCACCUCCACAAGAGGACGCAGAUCUUCUAGGUUUGGACGGCAUGCCUAUGAACUAUCCAGCAGCCCCCACUGCACCACCAUCUAACUCAGACUUGCUGAGUGACCUUUUUGGGGUUGGAAAUUCUGGAGGAUUAAACCAAGGCGGUCAGGGAGCUGUUGAAGAUGUCUUUCAGAUGGGUGGAACUGGUUCGGCACAGUCAACUCCACGGCGGCCUGCAACUUCAGCAUCCCCAUCGUUGUCCCCAAGAAUAGGAGAAGCAUCUGCCUUUGACCCAUUUGGGGGUAGUCCUAAGCAACCUGUCCCAGAUCUUUUAGGCUCUUUCCUUUCAUCAAAUGCCAAAAGUGAUCCUUUUCUUCAAGCAACAAGAAGUCCUUCACCUACAAUGCAAGGGGAUCCUUUUAACAUGGGUCCUUCGAAUACACCAACUGUUUCCAUUCAGCCAGAUAUUUCAGGAGACUGGGAAUGGCCUAGUAAAUCAGGUAUGGUGAGCAAAUCAACUGCUUCCAGCCCUACAGGAUCACUGCACAACACCCCCACGCAUCAAGCCAAACCACAAACUCUGGAUCCUUUUGCUGACUUGGGAGCUCUUGGUGCAAAUCUAGCAGGUUGUCCUUCCUUUGCCAGCAAACCCACUACACCUACAGGAAUGGGAGGGGUUUUUCCUCCUAUGGGAUCACCACAGAAACCAUCUCCCCAGCCAAUGGGAGGCGGCAGCUGGCCACAGGGCCCUGGAUUCCCUAGGCCUCAAACCCAGACUAAACCUCAACAAAGCAUGCCUCAUUCUUCUCCGCAAAAUAGGCCGAAUUAUAAUGUGACUUUUUCUGCAAUGCCUGCUGGUCAAAAUGACCGUGGAAAAGGAUCGGGCAGUUCUGAUUCUAAGCCCAAACUGUCUGCUGAUUUUGAGGAUCUCUUAUCUGGUCAAGGUUUUAAUGCUCAUAGAGACAAAAAGGGUCCCAGAACAAUAGCAGAGAUGCGAAAAGAAGAAAUGGCCAAAGAAAUGGAUCCUGAAAAAUUAAAAAUCCUUGAAUGGAUUGAAGGGAAGGAGAGAAAUAUAAGAGCACUGUUAUCUACCAUGCAUACAGUGCUAUGGGAAGGAGAAACAAAAUGGAAACCUGUGGGCAUGGCCGAUCUUGUAACUCCAGAACAAGUGAAAAAGGUUUAUCGGAGAGCAGUACUUGUUGUUCAUCCUGAUAAAGCUACCGGACAGCCAUAUGAACAGUAUGCAAAGAUGAUUUUUAUGGAGCUCAAUGAUGCCUGGUCAGAAUUUGAAAACCAGGGCCAGAAGCCUUUGUAUUAGCAUUCCUCCUCAGACGUUGCUGUAGAUCUGUGCUAGUGCUUGUAUUGUUCCUUGCCACAUGAUUUUCACAGCUGAACUGAUGUCUGGCUGGAGAUGUAAAAGUAUUAAUACUAGCCCAAUUAAAAAAAAAACUCUCCAUGGACAGGAACAAAAGAGAAGGCUGAUCUUCAUGAAUUACAGAUGCAAAAAGAAAGGAGUUCUUGGGACUGAUUUAUAAUGUUCUUUCAGAUUUAAAUAGGCAUUCUAAUAAACUAGGAUUGUUUGCCUUGGAACAGGUGAGAUGAAAUUGUCUCUUUGCCUUUAGCAAAAGGGACUCUGUACCACCUUGGAUGUGGCUUGAUUUUGAAGUUUGUAUCCAGAACUAACUCAAACUAUGGUACAUCUUCAUUCGUAUGCAGUUAUUUAAAACACUCUCUUUCUUAUCCCAAUUGGCCCUUAAAUUGUUUGUUUUAUUAUGUUUUGAAUAUGUCAGAUAAAUAAUUGGAUUAUGUUGCUGGUAAUUUAUUGCAGCCUUAAGCAUAGUAUUGCAUUUCAAGUUUGAGAUUUAAGCAGACAUUCUUCACAAUAGUUGAAUUGGGAGUUGCAUCUUUAAAUAAUCUAUUAUAUUAAAUCAGAAACCUCUGGGAGAUGAUAUCAAAAUCAGUAGCAAGCUGUGUUGACUGUUCUGCACUAAUAGAAACUGAAGGUGUGGUUAUAUUGCAAGCUUUUAAAAUUCCCCAUUGAGAUAUAUUAUCUUCUUACAUACAGGUGAAUCCUUGACUUUUCCUUUAAUUAUGUUCUUCCAAAAUUUUAAUCGAGUUCAAUCGAACAUAAGCUUCCCAGAUCAUUUUUAAUACAACUUGAGUGCAACAUAGGCUCACCUUCUAAGCCUCUGGAAAUAAUUUAUUUUGUUAACUUAUUCAAAUGAUGGAAUCUUACCUACAAUAGAUAUAUUGACUCAAAAAGCAAUAAAAUACAAACAUCUGUAUGGUACCUAUGAAGAUAAGUGUUAUUUUCACCUUCUUACAAAACUAAUUUUACAUAGUACUCUUUCCGCAGAGACACACGUAAUGGCGAUUUUAUUUAGGGGUAUUUCCUGAAUGAAAUCCAGUCACAGGCAACUAUGCCUUAUUUUUCCUCCUAAACAACUGUCAUUAAGUCAGCUUAAGUCAGGAACAACCGUGUAGACCUGGACUGAGUAUUAUUGACCCUGAAGUGACUUUUGAAAAUUGUAUUUCUCAUUUAUUGAAUGUAUGGUAACACUGCAGUCCUGUCACACACUAGAAUUUAUUAUACAGCCUAUCUCCUCAUAAAGCUGUUCAGAGAUAGGUCUAAAAACACUGGGUGGAGGAAAAUUGUCUGCAUUUUCACUAGGAGGCUAGUGGAUGGGCAGAAGUUUUCACUUUUUCUUAAAGGGAGGAAUUUCAAGGUAAUGUGAAAAUCUUUGUCUAUUUAGUGUUUUUAAGACAAUCUGUUUUUCUGUUCUGAUUUUCUAGUGAGAAACCCUUUUCUGCAGAUACAGCAUGUCAACCAGCCUACAUUUAUUUUUAUAUUACAUGCCACCUUUUUGUUGUAUCGAUCCAUUAUUUAUUGCCAUUUACUGCCAAUGUGAAUCAAAAACAUCAAGUUCUCCUUUUUUUAUAUAUACAAGACAUUAAGAUGUUUGAAAAGUAUAACAAACUGGAUGUUAUUUAUUAACAUAUUAUGAAAUGUUUUGAUCAAGUAUGUGCUUGUCUAUUAAAAACAUUUUGGAAUGUGAAUUAUGUUCCUGUGAAUGGUUUUACUCCUUUAUUUCCACCUGUAGAUGCUUAUAAUGCUGUAAAUAGAUUUAAUUAAUAUAGCAAACAUUUUUUGAGAUUUUACCAAUGAUUAGCUUAGUGUAUCAAAUUUAUUAUUUUUAUAACUCCAGCUAACUCAAGUUUAUGUGAAACACAAAGCAAUCCUUAAGUUUCAUCUAAUUCAGCAUCACGAAAAAUUAAUCCAGUUUAAACACCUCCUCUAACUGCUGUGUUUUAUGCAUGAAAAUGAGACUUGCUAUGCGAUCAAAAUGACGGAGACCAGGCAAGGUUUCCUCUUCUGUCUUUUUGAUGCUAUCAGGAAAUAACACUUUUAUUCAGGUGUAUCAAGAUUUUUUUUUCUUUUUGUAAAUCUGCAGUAAGCCCAUUGAACUGUGAAUAGUCUGAAAGAUCUGUAUAUAUUAAAAACUUCAAAGAACUCA
Molecule: messenger RNA, 5533 nt
Organism: Pantherophis guttatus
Lineage: Eukaryota; Metazoa; Chordata; Lepidosauria; Squamata; Colubridae
Gene: DNAJC6
Product: DnaJ heat shock protein family (Hsp40) member C6
Biological process (GO): clathrin-dependent endocytosis; dephosphorylation; synaptic vesicle uncoating
Cellular component (GO): postsynaptic density; intracellular membrane-bounded organelle; vesicle
Molecular function (GO): clathrin binding
Source: RefSeq, a predicted model, not a curated record